AUUGCACUCAUCCAUUUCCUGUUCACACCAUAACCAGCUCAUCUGUCUACCGCACAGCAACAUGCCGCUGCUCCUGAGGACCCUCGCUGGCCGUGCUGUCCCUGCCCUGCGGGGACACACCGUCUCUCAGCGGGCUAGUGUCUACACUAGACCGGCCAAGGAAAAGAUCGGGCCCGUUGAAACUGCCAUUGGACUGGGCAUGUUCUCCCUGGCCAUCCUGGGGCCAUCCGGGUGGAUCCUGGCCCACUUGGAGGACUACAAGAAAAAAGAAUAAAGUGGACAUUUUUACAGUGUCAUACCUGGUGCAUCCAGCUGUCUGUCUCCAGUGACAACCUGGGACCAUCCUCAUUAUAUUCUGCUGCAGAAUAUGGAACAAGUUUUACCUUCACUCUUCUACCUCCCUAACAAUUCAAUUCCACUCCACAUCCCAGACAGAAACCAACUGACUCUUACACAUUGAAUACAUUUAAAUUGUAUUGUACAACUUAUGUCUUAAGGAGUAUGUUACAGGAUUAAAUUUUAAACAACUAC
Morone saxatilis (striped sea-bass) is the source of this 531-nucleotide messenger RNA. RefSeq names its product cytochrome c oxidase subunit 8A, mitochondrial-like. Gene Ontology annotation, biological process: mitochondrial electron transport, cytochrome c to oxygen. Gene Ontology annotation, cellular component: mitochondrion. The record is from RefSeq and is a predicted model, not a curated record. The transcript is spliced from 2 exons. Lineage: Eukaryota; Metazoa; Chordata; Actinopteri; Moronidae. Bases 62 to 274 code for a protein of 70 amino acids.